GUGACAUUUGCUUUGCUAAAGAUAAAAUACUACACCCAUGCCACCACCCACCCUAAUCAAGAUAUUUUCUUUCAACUCAGAACUCCGGCGUUUGGCUCUACUCGUAAAACACUUCGAAUCGUAGGAAUUUGAAGAAUCGGUUAGAUAAUUAUUGUUACCGAGAUCGGAUUUAGAAGAUGGCGGCGUUGACAGACAUUCUUCCAAAGGCGAAAUCUUCGGCUAAUAGUAAUUAUGAUCACUCUAACGAUCCCUGGUUUAAAAGCCGCUAUAGUUUAUCUGAGGUGGAGGAGGAAUCUGUGGCUCUGAAAGCUAAGCCAGUGCCUCCUUAUUUGAAACGGGCAGGGUUUAAGCCGUCGAAGCCUGAGGAUUUUGGGGAUGGAGGGGCUUUUCCUGAGAUUCAUUAUGCGCAGUAUCCGCUUGGGAUGGGGAGGAGUAAGAACAAGCCUGGUGCAAAGACUUUGCCUCUCACUGUGGACGAGCGUGGCAAUUUGAGAUACGAUACGAUUGUGAGGCAGGAUGAGAAUGCAAAGAAGAUAGUGUAUUCGCAGCACUCAGAUCUUGUUCCAGUCUUUGCCAAGGAUGGAACCAAAGAGGAUGACAUGGAUGUUGAUGAGAAGCAGAAGGAGAUUGAUGAGACAACGCAACAAACUAAGGCUGCUUUGGAGCAGAUUGUGAAUGUUAGGUUGAGUGCUGCACAGCCAAAAAAUGUUCCUAAAACGUCCACGGAUUCUAAGUUCAUCAAGUAUAAGCCGUCUCAGCAGUCGGCAGCUUUUAAUUCAGGUGCUAAGGAGAGAAUCAUUCGCAUGGUGGAAAUGCCUGUAGACCCUCUAGAGCCUCCGAAGUUCAAGCACAAGAGAGUUCCAAAGGCUUCGGGUUCUCCUCCUGUCCCGGUCAUGCAUUCUCCGCCUCGGCCUGUGACUGUGAAGGACCAGCAGGACUGGAAAAUCCCACCUUGCAUAUCCAACUGGAAGAACCCUAAAGGGUAUACAAUUCCCCUCGACAAGCGGCUUGCUGCUGAUGGCCGAGGGCUGCAGGAGGUUCAGAUUAAUGAUAAUUUUGCGAAGUUAUCUGAGGCUUUAUACGUUGCAGAACAGAAAGCUAGAGAGGCUGUUGCAGUACGGUCUAAGGUUCAAAAGGAGAUGAUGAUGAAGGAAAAGGAGAAGAAAGAGAUGGAACUACGGGUGCUUGCACAAAAGGCAAGAUCUGAGAGAACUGGUGUGGCUUCAGCAGGUGGAAUAUCAAUGCCUUCUGAGAGGGCUGCUAAUGAUGUUGAUAUGAGUGUGGAUUAUGAGAGGGGUAGAGAGGAAAGAGUUAGAGAGGAAAGGGUUAGGGAUGGCCCAAAGGAAACGAAAGAAGAGAAAGAGGAUAGGUUGCGAAGGGAAAAAAUUCGUGAGGAGCGGCGAAGAGAGAGAGAGAGGGAAAGGAGACUUGAGGCAAAAGAUGCUGCCAUGGGGAAGAAGAGCAAGAUUACCCGGGAUAGAGACCGUGAUAUCAGUGAGAAGGUGGCUCUUGGGAUGGCCAACACAGGAGCAAGAGGGGGUGAAGUUAUGUAUGAUCAGAGGCUGUUCAACCAAGAGAAAGGGAUGGAUUCUGGUUUUGCUACGGAUGAUGCUUACAACAUCUACGACAAGGGCCUAUUUACUACUCAAUCUGCUUUGACUACUUUGUACAAGCCUAAGAAAGAUGGCGAUGAUGAGAUGUAUGGUGGCGCUGAAGAGCAGCUGGAUAAGAUAAAGAAGACUGAGCGCUUCAAGGUUGACAGGGCAUUCACGGGUACAUCCGAGAGGUCUGGUCCAAGAGACAGACCCGUUGAGUUUGACAAGGAGCAACCUGAAGAAGAUCCCUUCGGUCUUGACCAAUUCUUGACAGAGGUUAAGACUGGUAAGAAAGCCAUCGACAAAAUUGGGAGCGGAGGUACCUUGAAGGCGAGUGCUGGAUCCAUGCGAGAUGGCUCAGACGGAUCUACCAGAUCGCGUAUUCAAUUCGAUAAAGGGGGACGUUGAGGAGGUAGAUUACCUUUACCUUAUUCCCGAGCUUCUUCUGAUUACUCAGAUCUUUGCUGUUAAAAUUCGGAAUGCUAAAGCUGUGCCAUGUUGUUCUACUACUGUUUUAUGCAUGAUGGGAUGUUGUAGCUUGUUGCACUUAAAUACUCCAUUUGUAUUUUGUUAUGAUUGCCAUUAUAUGCUUUGACCAAA
Salvia splendens (bonfire salvia) is the source of this 2195-nucleotide messenger RNA. RefSeq names its product SNW/SKI-interacting protein. The coding region runs from base 177 to 2003 and encodes 608 amino acids. Lineage: Eukaryota; Viridiplantae; Streptophyta; Magnoliopsida; Lamiales; Lamiaceae. Gene Ontology annotation, biological process: mRNA splicing, via spliceosome. The record is from RefSeq and is a predicted model, not a curated record. Gene Ontology annotation, cellular component: spliceosomal complex. The transcript is spliced from 2 exons.